Molecule: messenger RNA, 1276 nt
Organism: Teleopsis dalmanni
Lineage: Eukaryota; Metazoa; Arthropoda; Insecta; Diptera; Diopsidae
Product: dentin sialophosphoprotein-like
Exons: 4
Coding region: 7-1230 (407 amino acids)
Biological process (GO): regulation of transcription by RNA polymerase II
Cellular component (GO): mediator complex
Molecular function (GO): transcription coregulator activity
Source: RefSeq, a predicted model, not a curated record
AUCAUAAUGGACUUAUCUCCAACAACAACUGAUGAUCUUCCUACUGAUUGUUCAACAAGUAAAGUGGAAAUUUCAUCAACUACACAAAAUAAUAACUCAACAAUGUUGGAACCACCGUUUUAUUGUUUCGAAACCAACUACGAAACCUUCCGAGAACACUUGAAUGGUACUUAUCAUUUAACAGGAGAUCAGGAUCUCAUAACUUACGCAGGAUUACAUGACACAUUGACCCAUUUUAGAAAUACUAGAAUCAACGAAUCAUUAUCUUCAUACUUAAGUAAUAUUUUGGAAGUAGCUGAAACCACAACUAAUAACAGUAAUCACGAGACACAGGAUACAGACGAGAGCGAUGAUAGUGAUGAUAGUGAUACCAGUUCGAGUGAUGAUAGCACAAGUGAAGAAGAUUUUAAUAAGGCCGAGAACACAUUAAAUACAACGGAAAAUGAAUGUUAUGACAAGACUCUGGAUAAUUUGAAUUACAUUGAUAAAACUGAAGAUGUUGAGGACGUUGAACUUAUAGAUGAAAGCAGCAAACAAAAUUUUAUGGAUGGUGCGGAAAGUGCGAAUGCUGAAAAUAAUGACGAAGAAGAUUUUGGUGUAACAAAGCAACCACUGACUAUAUUAGAAACCACUAAGAAAGAACAAUCUACAGUAGAUGAUGAAAAUUCGCCACAGCUGGACAUUAUAAAUGAAGAUCUUUAUUUCGAGGAUGAUGUCUCAAAAAAGUUUAUAGAACAACAAAGUGAAAUUUGUAAACCAAAUCAAAGAAAUGUGGAAAUGGAUCAAGUUGAUUCAUUUGUGCCAAAGGUUGAUCAUGCUGUAUCAAAUACUGACAUUCAUUUCUUAGACAUCAACACAUCAUCAUCCGAAAAUUCUGAAAAUAUAUAUAGUUUAAAAUACAUUUAUAAAGAGUUAUACGGAGAGAAGGCACUACGUGCAAGAUUAGCAAUGGUAGCGAGAAAUGAAGAAAAAUCAAAUUGUACUGAAACCUGUGAGCCGCCUCAGAAAAAGUUUGCUGCUGAUCAAAAUGAGGAGUGCUUGGAAGAAGCAAUAGUUGAUAAUGCGGACACUUGUUCAUCUCAAGAUGAGGAACUCUCAAAUUACAAAUCAAAUUUACCAAUGAUUGCUUGCGAUGAAACGAUGUCAGAUAGUUGUUCCAGUGACGAUGUCAGCAUGAAUACAAUGCUAGAUACUAAUGAUUGGAAAUUUAGUUCUACAGACUCUGAAUAAUUUUGUUAUAGUUAUUAGUAAAUCAGUAGAUAUUAGAGUAACAGAA